AUGCAGUCUGGUGCGACUGUAGUACCCGUGGCGAAUUUGAACGCGAACGAAGAUGCAAACGAGUUGGAAAAAGCAAUGAAGGGUUUCGGCACAAAUGAGCAGAAAAUAACAGAAAUCUUUGCAAACCGCACAGUUAACCAAAGAAGGGAAAUCGCAAAGGCGUAUAAAGCUGCUUAUGGAAGGGAUCUUCAACAACGCUUUCAAAAGGAACUCAGCGGCGAUUUUCGUCGAGUUAUUCUCUACUCUUUUCACGAUAAGUGCCACGUCAAUGCUAGAGCCUGCUAUAGAGCCAUUAAAGGAGCUGGAACUGAUGAACAAAUCCUUAUUGAUGUUAUUUGCACAUCUGAUAAUUUGGAAAUAAGUGAAUUAAAGAAGGCUUAUAAAAAGAUACUUCUGGAAGAGAGACAAAACGCUGUGAAGCGUAGCCUAGAAACCGAUGUGAAAGAGGACGUAAGUGGAGAUCUCCAAUUUGUUCUGGUUGCUAUCUUACAAGGCAAACGCGAGACUACGUUGAAUGAAGCUCAAGUUCGGGAAGAUGCGGAAGCGUUCUAUAAUAGUGGUGUAAAGAAAUUAGGGACGGAUGAAUCAGUAUUUACUCGAAUUUUGGUUACUCGAAGUUUCAAAUCAAUCCGCGCAAUAAAUAAAGCUUACAAAGAGUUGGCUGGCCAUGACUUACUCAAGGCGAUAGAGAAGGAGACUUCUGGGGAUUAUAAGCGCUCCUUAAUUACUAUUGUAAAGACAGCUAUUAAUAAAAAUGAGUGCAUUGCGGAUAUCCUUUUUAACAGUAUGGCUGGAACGGGAACUCAUGAUGAAAAUCUGACUCGAGUUAUCAUGGCGCACCAAUUCGCACAAAAAUUAUUCUUGGCUUCACGUCAACACGUCUUCUUCUUCUUCUCCUUGACUUCAUUAAUGGCCACCGUUCAUGCUAGCCCCGACUUCAAUCCCCAAGCGGACUCUGAGGUGCUAUACACGGCAAUGAAGGGACUUGGAACUGAUGAGAAAGCGAUUAUUGAUUUGCUUUCUCACCGAUCCCUUGAACAAAGACAACAAAUUGCAAAGACUUUUCAGGCAACAUACGGUCAGAAUCUUCUGGAUCAGCUUCACAAGGAACUGAGUGGUUUCUUUCGUUUGGCUGUAUUCUAUUCUUUCUUCGAUAAGGCUCACGUUAAUGCCUGGGCUCUCUAUCGAGCCAUGAAGGGCCUUGGCACCGAUGAAAAGGUCCUGAUUCAUGUUCUCUGCUCAAGUACUAACGAGGAGAUUCUUGAACUCAAAGCCGCCUAUAGAGAUGUUCUCGCAGCAGAACGCCAAAAUCUUGCUAGACGAUCUCUGGAGCAGGAUGUUAUCGAUGAUGUGAGUGGAGAUUUUGAGCGUGUUUUGGUUGCUCUUUUGCAAGCUAAACGUCGGCAAACAUUUGACAAGGAAGAUGCUGUCCAGGAUUGCGAAACUUUAUACAAAUCUGGAGAGGGACGACGUGGUACUGAUGAAUCCCAAUUUACUCGAGUUUUCGUUACCUGUCCGUGGGAAGAACUUGUUGCAAUUGCAACCAUCUACCUCGAGGCUGUCGGAAACGAUCUUUUCACUGCUAUUGAAAAGGAAACCUCAGGAGACUAUCGUGAUGCUCUGAUCACAAUUUUGAAAGCGGCCCUUAACAGGGAUCGAUUUUAUGCGGAGGUCCUCUACAAAUCUAUGGAGGGAGCAGGAACCCAUGAUGAGGACCUUGUUCGAAUGAUUAUGGCCCAUUGCAAUACUGACUUGGCACGCAUUAAGGAACAAUUCGCACAAAUGUAUCAAAUGGAGCUGGAGGAAAUGGUCAAGGAUGAAUUAACAGGGUAUGAUUUAUCCCGCGAAUUUAGAAAAUUCUUUACUUCGGAUGAAUUUUCGAGUUUCGAAGAACUAUCAGAGCGACUGCGUCAAUUCGAAGUGGCAACUGGAGCCCUCUAUGUAAAACUCAAUUCAAGGAGAUUUCCAGAAGGUCAUCCUAUGCGGGAUUCAUUAGUUUAUAGCAAUUUGAAGUAUGUUUGUUAUCAUUAUGGAACCUGUGUCAGUUGUGCAACUAAACGUGUCAAUCAGCGAACAUCAAAGCUAGGUUGCAGCUCCCAGAUCUAUUUGAAUUACUCAAAUGGUCAUUUACGAAUCACCAGUUAUGAUAUGCGACAUAAUCAUCCUGUGACACCAGAAUCUGCGAAAAUGUAUCCACGUAAUAGGCGGCUUGAAGAGCAUGAACAGAAAAUUGUGGAUGAACUCUUAAGGCUGCCUUAUGAUAAUGGCUUAGUUGUGGAGAUAAUUAAAAAGCAAUUUGGAAAGUAUUGUACAAAGGCUGAUGUUAAGAAUAUGCGAAGUCGCUUAAGGCGCCGAUCAGAUAUUCCUCGAGUAAAUGUAAAACACGAGGAUACUAAAGACAAUUUGGAGUCGAUUCUUCAAGAAAUCAAGGAAGUUGCAGAGGCAUCUAGUGAGGAACUGUUGGCACAAAACCUGGCCGUAUUGAAGGAUGUUUUGGCUUCUUGGAAACAAGGGCAGGUUGCCAUUUCGUCCGCAAACCGGUCUCCCCCGGAACCGAAUUCUUCUUCCUAUCAAAGUGUUUUUACUGACGAUCCCAACGACCUAAUGAUCGAUUAUAAUUCACCGCCCUAUCUCAUACCAGAUGAUACACAAUAG
Rodentolepis nana is the source of this 2655-nucleotide messenger RNA. Lineage: Eukaryota; Metazoa; Platyhelminthes; Cestoda; Cyclophyllidea; Hymenolepididae. The record is from the annotation of a GenBank genome assembly.